AUGGCCUUCAUCAGGACAAAACUAGCACCGCUGCUGCUUCUAGCAACAAGGACUUUGGCACAGACCGCUUGCUCGAGGCAGCCAACGCUACCAACAGGCAGUGGCCCAGUUGCCACACCAGACACUUUGGAAGCAUUCUACAGCCUCCCAGCCAUCAAUGACGCAGCUACCAACGCUCCUGUCCCGAGUGGCUACACAAUAGCCUACACCAAUCUACAAACGACAUCCAAUGCCGAAGGCUACCAAGGCUACUCACUAUUAGACUCCUACAACGUAACAGAAUGUGCCAAUCGCUGCGACACCAAUGACCGCUGCACGGCCUUCAACAUUGCCUUUGAGCGAGCACCCACUGUCGAUCCAACUUCCGACGCUGAAUGCUCCAACCCACCAUCGACUACUCUGAUCAAGUGCGUCCUCUGGUCAGGCCCCCUCUCCACCUCCAACGCUGUCAACAACGUCCAGGUCCGCGGGAACUUCACUGUUGCCAUAGCUGGCUCAAAUGCCUACAACAAAGUCACUCCUCCUGCCCUGCCCAACUACGUCGGUCCCACCAACCUCGGCCGCCGGACCUUCUCACGUAGCGUCGGAACCUGCAGCAACGGCACCCGUACGGGCAUCAGGGAGCUACUCUCAUACGCUCCGACAGAUCCAUUCAAUGUAACGAGAUGUGCGACCGCCUGUGAUGCUGAGCCUCAGUGUCAGUUCUUCGCGACAUGUGUUCUGACAAGAGAAAGUGGGGCCCAGUUUGGACAGAUCUGUACGUUCUAUCGCCUGCCUUGGGGCAAGGAGUAUGCUACGCGAAGACAGAUGAGCUUUGAUGGGCCUCUGUGGGAUGUCAGUGCGAGCUUUAGCUAUGCGAAGGUUGGGAGUGAGGGGAUGUGUCCUGCGGCUCCGCCUGAGGCUUCGCAGUGA
This is a messenger RNA of Fulvia fulva, 912 nucleotides long. RefSeq lists its product as uncharacterized. The transcript is spliced from 2 exons. Lineage: Eukaryota; Fungi; Ascomycota; Dothideomycetes; Mycosphaerellales; Mycosphaerellaceae. The coding region runs from base 1 to 912 and encodes 303 amino acids. The record is from RefSeq and is a predicted model, not a curated record.